Molecule: messenger RNA, 453 nt
Organism: Heterocephalus glaber (naked mole-rat)
Lineage: Eukaryota; Metazoa; Chordata; Mammalia; Rodentia; Bathyergidae
Source: RefSeq, a predicted model, not a curated record
AUGCUUUCAGCCCAAAAGCCUCUCAUGACCUUGUGGUUAGAUGGGAGACAGUUUUCUGGGUUGGUCGACACUGGUGCUGACAUAACUAUCAUUAAGGGAGAGGAUUGGCCUCGGGCGUGGCCGUUAAAGGAUACCCUCACCCAUCUCAAGGGUAUAGGUCAGAGUCAAAAUCCUAAACAAAGUGCCAAAGAUCUGACCUGGAGGGGCCAAGAUGAUAAUCAAGACACCAUUCAACCUUAUAUCAUCUCAGGAUUACCCAUUAAUCUAUGGGGGAGAGACCUAUUAUCACAAAUGGGGAUGAUUAUUUCUAGCCCUAAUAAAAUUGUCACUAUGCAGAUGUUUAAAAAUGGGUACAUUCCAGGAACAGGGCUGGAAAAACACCCUACUAGCCUUACUCACCCCAUUGAGCCCGUCCCUCGACCCCCUCGAACAGGGUUAGGCCAUUUUCCAUAG